UGACCAGGUUGAGACAAAAACACGUCUUGACGGCCGUGCACACGCGACGACCUGCGUUGCAUUGGUGCAACACGCUAGUAGUGAUAUUCACUUCAAGCGCAGCGGCUCGGACGAGCUGCUGCGCCCUAGCCUAGCUGCUACACGCGUUCAACAAGCCAGCGCGUUCUCCGGCCGCCCGCGGGACGCGCGACGCGGCAUUUGUUUCGCCGGACGCACAGCGAACACCGCGACACCGCCGCGCAACCGCACGCGGUCGAAACGCCGUCGACGAAGCCUAAAUUAAACCGCCGAGCGUUCAACGUCAAGCAUGGCCGCGAAGUCGAAAAUGACCGAGCAGGAGACGGCCAUGAUGAAGCUCGUUACUAUAGAAGAAAUCCAAGAAGCCGCGAAACGACCGUCGCGGGAGGAAACGGCGGGCUGCGCUAAUAGACUUACUCUUCAUUUCUUGACGCCUCUGUUAGCCAAAGGCUCGGAUAUUACGCUAAGGGACAUGGGCCGGCCCAUCCCGUCGGACCAGGCCGCCAACGUUUCUCAAAGAUUCAGGAAGGCCUGGGACCCCCUCGCCGACAAGGCCAUGAAGAACGGCAAAGUACCGGACCUGUUCGGCGCGCAGCUGAGGUCUCUAGACGGCGGCUACUUACGGUUUUUCACGGCGUUAUUGUGCUACUUCGUCGAAGGCGUUCUACAACUAGUCCCGGCCGUCUGCCUGAAUAUUCUGGUCAAGCAUUUCGAGGGACGGGGCAACUUGUCAAUGAGGGCGCAGUGGACCAUCGUCGCGGCGCUGUAUCUAGCACCUACAAUUGGGAGUCUAUGUCGUUCGAGGUACGACACGUGCAUGGUCCACUUUGGGAGCCAGAUGUACUCGGCCGUAUCAUUAGCGUUGUAUGAAAAAGCUCUUAGAUUGUCACCUACCGCUAGAGCGGAGUACGACACGGGGAAGAUCGUCACGUUGUUUUCCGUGGAUGCUUUUUCCGUACAAAGACUGUUAUUGUUUAUUGGUAUUCUGUUCUCCGGACCAGUGAUUAUCACGCUAUGCUUACUACUGUUAAAUAACAUCCUGGGGUGGCAAUGCACACUAGUAGGGUUGGGUUUCAUGCUGGCCAUCGUACCGUUGCAGUUUCUCGUAUUCAUACCCUACUUAAAGUACCAGAAAGAGUACUUGAGACAUGCCGACAAAAGAGUAAAGGUAAUGAACGAAGUCUUGGGUGGCGUGCGCGUCGUCAAGUACUUAGCCUGGGAGCGGCCCUUCCUCAAGAAGGUCAUGGCGUUGCGAGAUAACGAAUCCAAAGUACUAUGGAGGCAGGGUUUUAUCAUAGGGCUAGGAUUUGCCGUUAUUAUGCUCGGCGCGCCCAUCUUCCAGCCCGUUUUGAUCUUCUGGUACUAUACGCGGAAACUUGGUAGAUCCUUAGAUGCGUCGACGGCCUUUUCUACUCUAGCUUUGUUUGCGCUACUGAGAUUGCCAUUAGCGUUCCUGCCGUUCUGCCUCAUCACUUAUCUCACAUAUAGGGUGUCAGCGCGGCGCAUGGCCAAGUUUUUGGUCGCGCCCGAGCUUACUCAGAACGCAAGCGGGUCGUCCGAAGAGCACGCCGUUGUGAUGAAAGAUGGUUCUUUUGCGUGGUCGUUGGAGAAGCCUACUGAAGUAGAAGGCGGCCAGGCGCCCAAGCCCGACGAAGAAACGCCGGCGGAGGUGAAGCCCCCGACGCUGCGAAACAUCUCGCUCAAAAUACCAUCAGGAUCAUUAGUCGGCGUCGUCGGCCCCGUCGGCUCCGGCAAGAGUUCGUUGCUAGCGGCUCUCGCGGGCGAGAUGGAAACUGUUGAAGGUUCCUGUUCCGUAGACACCAGUAAGGGUGUGGCUUAUUGCGCCCAGGUGCCCUGGGUCUUGAACGCGACUUUGAGGGAUAACGUCACGUUCGGGGAGGCGUACGACGACGGUCGGUUCGCUUCGGUAGUGGCCCAGUGCGCUCUGAAGGAUGAUCUGGGGCAGUUACCGGGCGGCGCGGACUGCGAGAUCGGGGAACGAGGCAUUAACUUGUCCGGUGGGCAGAAGGCUCGCGUAGCACUAGCGCGAGCGGCCUACUCGACGAAUAGUCUUGUACUAUUGGACGAUCCGUUGUCGGCGGUCGACGCGCACGUGUCGGAACACUUAGUCAACAAGUGCAUCGCCGGCAAGGCCUUCGAGGGGAGAACUCGUAUAUUAGUGACGCACCACGCCGCGGUCCUACCUCGAUGCGACUUGGUGGUGGUCAUGCGGGAUGGAGAAAUCGCCGCAACUGGUAGCUAUGACGAACUUACACAACAGGGUGUGGACAUGGGCGAGUUGACCACUGAAGACGACAACAAAAAGACCGAGACACCGGUCGUGGAGGCCAUCGCCGUCGAGAGCACGGGCGUUUCCGUCGAGGCCGUCGAAGUGGACGAGGAGCAGGACGGGAAAUUAACGUCGGCCGAAGGUGCCCAGAAAGGACUUGUCAGUAACAGAACGUGGUUCGUCUUCGCGCGGGCGGGCGGCUGGGGCUGGAUUUGUGUGGCCUUAUGUGCUCUCUUAGGGGGACGGGCGUCGGAGGUUGCCGGACAGUUUUAUCUGGCCCGGUGGACGACGCGACACGACGAUCCGGGCCGACACGAGGUCAUGCAGUUCGUUUAUAGAUAUUUGGCCUACGCUUUAGGUGCUGUUGCGGGUUUGGCUAUUCGAGGGGUCGUAUUAGCUCAUCAUCGUAUUAGAGCCGCAGAUACAUUACAUGCGACCGUUCUAGAAAGAGUUUUGUUUGCCCCGACGGCGUUCUUCGACGUGACGCCUAUUGGUAGAGUACUUAACAGAUUCAGCGGAGAUAUCUUGACGGUGGACACGGAAUUAAGCAGGACGAUGUCCGAGUUUUCCGGCGUCGCGUCCUAUGUGAUCGGAGCUGUAGUGGCAUUAUGUGUUGCUACCAAAGGCAUGUAUCUGGUGUUGGCCGUGCCGCUCAUACUCGUCUACAGGCAGAUCGAUCGAAGGUUUAGAUUCUCGUCGACCCAAAUCUCGCGGUUGGCCAAAUUAGCGCGCUCGCCGGUCGUAAGUGACUUCACGGAGAUUCUGAACGGUGUUUCUACUGUUAGAGCGUAUGGAGCGGUCGCGCGCUUCGAGGCGCGGUUACGAGACCGGUUGGACGGCUUGAAUUCAUGUGUGGUCAACGAGCAAUUAGCGUACAACUGGCUCGCUGUCAGACUAGAUCAGCUCGCGGCCAUUUCGUCGGCGUCCGUCGCGGCGUUGGCUGUCGCGUCGAAAGGUUCUCUGUUAUCUCCUGGAUUACUAGGACUGGCCCUAGCGGCGUGCAUCGAGAUCACCGGGUUUUUGAAGAACGCGGUGCGCUUGUCGACUUUAUUAGCCUCAAAUAUGGCCGCCAUUGAAAGGAUUGGGGAGUAUGGGGAUUGUUUCCGGGACAAGAAUAGCGACGAGAAGCCGUUGGUACCCCGGGAGGCGGCUGAAGUUGUUUCAUUAACAAAUGACGCGUGGACGCCGUCGAUCGGUAGCAUCGUGGUCGACGAUGCGAAGAUGCGGUAUCGGGACGGUCCCCUCGUUUUGAAGGGCGUAUCUCUAUCGAUACAAGGUGGUCAUCGGGUUGGGGUUGUGGGAAGAACGGGUAGUGGCAAAUCUUCGUUAGCGGCGGCUCUAUUUCGCAUCGUCGAGCUAGAUGGCGGUUCUAUCUCUAUCGAUGGGAUGGACACGCGCAAAUUAGGUCUGAGGGAGUUAAGGCGGGGCCUCUUCAUCAUCCCCCAGGACCCCGUGUUGUUUUCCGCGUCGUUGCGUUUCAACGUUGAUCCCUUCGACGAAUACAGCGACGAGGAAGUACUGGGCGCCUUGAAAAAGGCGGAGCUCGGUUCACUCGUCAAGUCCUACGACAAGGGGUUGCAGGAGGUGCUCCAGGAGGGGGGCUCGAACCUGAGCGUGGGCCAGCGGCAGCUCGUGUGCAUCGCGCGAGCUUUAUUACGGAAGCCUCGCAUCCUCGUGUUAGAUGAGGCGACCGCAUCAAUAGACAACGAGACCGACGCGGCGAUCCAGCGGCAAAUCAGAGACGGCUUCGUCGGGUCGACGACGAUCACCAUCGCGCAUCGCCUGCACACGAUCCUGGACUCGGAUAGGGUACUGGUCUUAGAUGAUGGGAAGGUGCUCGAGUACGACGCGCCCGCCACGCUAUUGGCGGACGCGGCGUCGCGCUUCCGCGCCCUGGUCGACGCGGCGAAGGGCCGCUCGCCGUCGCAGCAGAACCUGCUCCAGCUGGCCGAGGACGAGGCGUCGGCGCGCGCGAGGUUGUAAAUUGUUUCCUACUCGU
Molecule: messenger RNA, 4307 nt
Organism: Pelagomonas calceolata
Lineage: Eukaryota; Pelagophyceae; Pelagomonadales; Pelagomonadaceae
Source: the annotation of a GenBank genome assembly